Molecule: messenger RNA, 1236 nt
Organism: Physcomitrium patens
Lineage: Eukaryota; Viridiplantae; Streptophyta; Bryopsida; Funariales; Funariaceae
Product: ATP synthase subunit b', chloroplastic
Biological process (GO): proton motive force-driven ATP synthesis
Molecular function (GO): proton-transporting ATPase activity, rotational mechanism
Source: RefSeq, a predicted model, not a curated record
GCGUUAGCAGCGGCAUUCCCCAGCCACCCACAUGGAAUGGCUAAUUUGCAAAGUUCGCGGGUUGUUCGUUAUCCCCCGCAAUUGGUCCGCAGCAACGCAAUCCUCUUAUCUCCAUCUAGCUCCGACUUGCGUUGGUUUCUCAUCUCCGAACUGCAACCAUUUUCGUGUCUGCUUUCUACGCUGCAACUAUUCUCACCUCAGUGACUCAGCGUACUCAAUCGGUUGUGAAGUGAUGGCAGCUAUGGCGGCCAUGGCGAGCUCGGCCGCGGCGAUGGCAGUGGUCCCUGCCAAACUCAGGUCCACUGGUUUGAGGAGCCAGCAGCUGGUGAGCGUGGGUGCUUUCGGAAACAGAGCCGCGGCAGAGCGAGUAGCCAGGAAGGCCCUGGAGGUACGCGCUGGUAUGGCGUCGCUGUCGGAGCUCGAGGGGAGCGUGAAGCAGGCGAUUCGCAGCGUGAAGGACGGCGCCUCGCAGAACGCAUUGAUGAAACAAGCUACAUUUAUUGCGUUCAACGCGCUCAUGGUGUUGCCUGCUUUGGCCGAGGAGAUGGAGAAGGAGCCCAAGGGUAAGAUCUUCGACUUCAACUUGACGCUGCCGAUCAUUGCCGUGCAGUUCUUGCUUCUCAUGGUUGCUCUCGACAACAUCUGGUUCAAGCCCGUCGCGAAGGUCAUGGAUUCUCGUGAUGAGGCCAUCCGGUCCAAGCUCAUGGGCGUCCGCGACAACUCUGGCGAAAUUAAGAAUCUGCAGAACGAGGCCGAGGCCAUCCUCAAGGCCGCCCGCAUUGAGACCACCGAGGCUCUGGCCAAGACGAAGAAGGAGACAGCCGCCAUGUUGGACGAGAAGCUUCAGGAGUCCCGCAACCGGAUCGAGACUGAGCUCGCCCAGUCCCUCGCUAACCUGGAAGAACAGAAGCAGGAGACUCUUCGCAGCUUGGACCAACAAGUGCAAGCACUGAGCGACGAAAUCCUCAGCAAGGUUAUUCCCUUCAAAGUCUAAUCUCUUCGUAGGAUAACGUUACACUUAGAUUUCGAUGCGGAAUUGCGGUUUCUUCCAAUGUAGCAUCAUUCUUGAGCAAGCAAAAGAAUUCGACGACAUCUCCCUUCUUCACAUUCGUGCUCUUCUGUGAGACCCACCUGUCCAAACCGUAGUGCUCUGCUGUUCUCUUAUUAUCUGAAUCGACUCCUUCAUGGAAAGCUUAUACCGAAAACUUACACAUGAAUGUCACAUUAUCUUCGAUU